GGAUGAGUCAAGGAGUUAAUACUUGGUGUUAAGCACUUCCCCGUUGUUGGAAAGGGAAAUAUGGCGAUGGAGGGUGCCAGUAUAACUUGGCUAGUUUUGAUCGCAUUAAGCCUCACCUCAUGUCACUUUUCAAAUGUGAACGGCUUUGAGUUUCCUCGGAUCUUUAAGCGAUAUGCUGCUGCUCAGGCCCCGGCACCUGCCCCUGCUCCUGCCCCAGCUCCAGCGCCAGCCCCUGCCGCAGCAGGAGCAGCAGAGAAAAAAUGUGAGAAGCCGCUGGACAUUAUAUUCGUCCUUGAUAGUUCUGAGAAGAUUGGAAAAGAAAAUUGGGAAAAAAUAAUUAAUGCUUCCAUCACGAUCGCGUCCAAGUUCAGCUUGCAGCACACUCGAUUUGGUGUGAUUCAAUACCAGUCAUAUCCAGAAACAGUCAUCCAACUUGGAAAUCCACCAUUUACCGACGACAAGCAGUUGCAAGCCACCUUUGCCAAAAUAUUCUAUAAGAGUGGUGGUAAGAGGACGGAUCUUGCCCUUAACAGCACUUUGGAUGUGUUCAAAGCGGCAAAGAUACGUAGCGGUAGUAAGGUUGUGAUUCUGAUCACUGGGGGACCCUCUAGCGAGGUGUUUCUCGCUCCUGGAAAAUCCAUUUCUGGAGAGGAUCUUCUGGGCAUGCCAACGGCUCAGUUACACAAAGCGGAAGUUGCUGUGUAUGCAGUUGGAGUUCAAGAAGGUCUUGCCGACGCUGAUAAGAAAACCCUGACCAAACAGUUGGGAAUUAUUGCCAGCACACCAACUUCAGAACACGUUUUUGAAUUAGCUGACUUUGCUACAGUGCUAAAGGAUGCCCCGAAAAUAGCCAACAAGUCCUGUAUAGUUAAUGGAGGAUGGAGUGCGUGGUCUGCGUGGUCUGAGUGCAGGCAUCCCUGUAUGGUGAAGAUGCGAACAAGAGAAUGUAAUAAUCCACUCCCUGAGACUGGGGGUCUCAACUGCACCGGCCCAAAAGUCGAACAGUAUCCCUGCGCAUCAGUAGCUGAAUGUCAAAGUACUCCACAGCCGGGACUAAACCCAUUAACGACUCUUGCUCCUAAACAAAAACUUUUACAAACAUCCGCACCAACGGAAAAACCACAACCUGCACCUCAACCUAAACCACAACCUGCCCCACAACCCAAACCACAACCUGCACCUCAACCUAAACCACAACCCGCCCCACGACCCAAACCACAACCUGUGCCCCAACCUAAACCACAACCCUCACCCAAACCCCAACCCCAACCACAACCACAACCACAACCUGGCCAACCUCAAGCUCCAUCACAGCAGAGUGGAAUUGUUGUACAUGGAUCCCCCGACCCAAAAAAUUGUGCGAACGGAUAUGAAGUUGUGCCCCUUUCGGAUUAUCAGCUAGAUGCCUCGUCAUCUUACGCCGAAGGAAUCAAUGAAGCGGAUAAGACUCAGUCCAGGAUUGAUCACAUGCCCGCCAUGGGAAAAGUAAAUAAUACGAAAGGACGAGGAGCCUGGUGUGUUGAUCAUGCCAAAGCCCUAGCUAAAGAUAGGAACCAAUAUCUUCAGCUGAAUCUUGGAGCACCAACCACCAUUGGAAUGAUAGAAACGCAAGGCCAGUAUUAUUACCCAAAUUUUGUUACCAAGUUCAGCCUCAAUUGCAGUGUGGAUGGCGUAAAUUGGGUCAGCUACGGCAAGACCCUGGAUGGUAACUACGACUCAAACUCUCGAGUUGAUAAUAAUCUUAGCCCUGCCAUAAGCGUAAGCUAUCUUCGGAUUAUCCCUGUGGAGUCUUCAACAGAUGAUGUGUGCAUGAGAGUAGCAGUCUUCAAAUGUCGAGCUGCAAAUCUUGUUCCACCGGCAAAAGACCUCCCUGAGGAUGCUUGGGCAGAUAAAUGGGCAAACGCCACACGCAAGUCGAAGAUAGAAAAGGCACAGAGUAAAAAUAGACAUCACAUGGCAGAACGUCUCGGAAAAGGGCUCCAUGAAAAGCAUUAGGCCGAGCAAGUCAGCUUGCGACCAUCAAGAAUCUCUCCAGUUCAAAGCCAGCAUUGGCAACAAAAUAACUGAAAUGCCUCUGAUCUGAAUGCCAUAAACUUUAGCCAAUCAUUUCCUGUACUUAGCCCUUGUUUUUCUUGGUGGAUCACGUGAAUUUCAGGUUUGAUGGCUGAGGGUCGUCCUUGGAACAAAAUAAUAAUCUGACCGAAUGAUUGAAGAAUACUGAGCCGAAUUUGUUGCUGAAACAAAAAUGUUUGAGGCAGCAAAGCUGGGUCAGAUAGCAAAGUUUUUUUCAUGGUGCUAGGUUCUAUUAUCUUCCUUUGCUGAAAGCGAGCAUAGGUCUGCCGUCGGAGUGGAUUAACUCUUUGCGUUGAAUACGGCGGUUUUUUUUCCUUUUUCAGUGAAAUUCGGUAUUAGAUUAUGAAAUUGUUAUUAACUUAUGUUUCGCCAUCCUAAACCAAACUUCACUAAAAGUAUCUUUUUUAUAGAAGUUGAGGUUGAUAAAAUUAAAUUGAAAUAAAAACCUGUUUAUUUUAA
Messenger RNA from Pocillopora damicornis (cauliflower coral), 2532 nucleotides. Its product is annotated as coadhesin. The record is from RefSeq and is a predicted model, not a curated record. NCBI's taxonomy places the organism in Eukaryota, Metazoa, Cnidaria, Anthozoa, Scleractinia, Pocilloporidae.